GCGACUUAACAUUUCAAGGUGAUCUACUUGCAGAUGCACUACAUUCGCUGAAAGCGCCGAAGAACGACAAGGUAAUCAUAUUGUUUGCCUUUACGUUUCAUGAUAUUAAAUGAACAAAACUCAAGAAAGUGUCAUUUUCGGACUUCACUUUUCUAUCCAGUUUAUCAAAUAUCUUGGUAGACAAUUAAAAAGAGAAUUUCUUACCCCACUGAUUUUUUUGCUCCUACUAAUAAUUGUUACUGGUCUUUGUAAGUGUAGAAAGAAACAAAAAUAACAAUAAUCAACUUGUUUUCGACAGAUGAAUAUUCUGCUUAUCAAAUCGGAUUGAUAUCCUCCAACUUUUUUGAUGCUUUGACUACCAAAAAUUAUGACAGAUUUAUAUGGACUUUAAAAUUAUCAAUAAUGUAUAUAUUUUGUGGCUCUUUGGCUCUAGGUGUACAAAAUAUGGUUGUGGGACAAUUAUCGUUAAUAUUACGUGAAAUUUUAACCAAGAAUUUACAAAGUCUAUAUUUUAAACGAAAAAAUUACUAUGUUGUAAAUACUCUUACUGAUUUAGACAACCCUGAUCAACGUCUUACUCAAGAUAUCAAUUUAGCUUGUGACCUGCUGACCAAUAUAAUUGUAUCAAUAACUGUGAAUCCAACAUUAGUCGUAUUCUAUACAUAUCUAUGUGUACAAAAAGCUGGUUGGUUAGGUCCAGUCUCAGCUUACAUCCUAUUCAUUAUAUUUGCAAUAAUUUCGCGAUUCGUCGCCUCUUGGAGUUCUCGUGCUUCAUUUGAACGUCAGAAACAAGAAGGCAAUUUUAGGUUUGUUCAUACAAAACUAAGAUGCUCAGUCGAAAGUGCUGCAUUUCUUGAUUUGAGUGAAUCAUUAAAUGCCAUUUCAACGAAUUCAUUCAAUCGGUUAUUUCAUGCUGUACGAGUUUUUAUUAAUCGUAAUGCUGUAGUAUUUUAUUUAACACAACUUAAUGCAUAUUGUGGUGGUGUAGUAAAUUAUGUCGCUCUUGGAAUCAUUCUGUUCAAUGGUCCAAUUCGAACAAUGUCAGCAUCUGAAAUCACUGUUCUUAUUAGUCAGACUAGUUUCUUUCUUCUGUAUUUAAUUAAUAAAUUAACAAAUUUAAUUAAUUUAUCUACUGAUAUUGCUCAAUUAGUUGGUGUUGGACAUCGCAUUUUAAACUUGGACAAAUAUUUAAGAGAAAUUAAUUUAUAUGAUACUCCAGCUGCUUAUAUCACAUCUUAUCAAACUCAAUGGUUAUUUAUUAGAUCAAAAAUAUUCAGCCCCAUACACGAUAUCAUUGACAGGGAUAAUAAUUGUUUACUGGAUGAUAUUGUUUUUCAAAUCAAUCAUGUAUCAAUAUGUAUUCCAUUGAAUCCUAAUAAUGUUUUAAUUCAUGACUUAUGUUUAACUAUUAAAAAGCAUGAAGCCCUACUUAUCACUGGUCCGAGCGGUGUUGGUAAAACUGCUUUAUUUCGUGUUUUAGCUGGUCUAUGGCCAGGUCUCAUCUUAAUGAAUAAUAAUUCAGGGAAUAAUAAUGCAAUCAAUUCAUUAUAUCAUUUCUACCAGUCGGAUAAUUUCCGAGUUGUUUUUAUUCCACAAGUAUUAUACAUACCAUGGAUGACAAUUCAAUUAAAUAAUGAAUUUUACAAGUUAUUAACAAGUUUACAUUGUUUCAUGAUGGCAUCAAAUUCAUUAAUAUUAUCGAAUUUCCGUAGAGAACUACAUUUGUGUUAUUUAUUAUUGAAUAUAGCAUAUUCUUUCGAUAGUCAAUCUACUGGUGGGCUUGAUGCUAGAGCUACAACAUUUGAUAUUGACAAUUCUGAAGCAAACUUAACUAGUCAUAAUUCUACAAGAAAACAAAAUUCCAAAUGUUCAAUUUGUUAUUAUAAUCUGGAUUCUUUCGAAAAAGCCUUAAGUUUACUCGUUGAAUUUCGUCUUAUCAAAUUAGAACAAUGUAAUACAUUAAAACAAAUUCUUAAAUUAUAUUAUAACAAUGAAAAUAAUAAUGGUAAUAAUACUAUUAUUGAUGAUGGUAUUUAUUCUAAAAAUCAAUAUCGAAUUCCAUUAUUAACUGAUAUUUGUUAUAAUGGUUGUUCUGUUAGAUCAGAGAAAUCCGAGUAUGAAUUUGAUUCAAAAUAAAAAAAAUUCAAACAAUUGCAUUGCUCACAAUUGAUUGAUCACUGGGUGGUGAUCAAUGUCAUGCUUAUCUAGUCCUUAUUAGUGCAGAUCGAAUGCUAUCGAUCAUGUUGCAAUGUGGCCACCAGUCUAGGUGACUCGACACUGCGGGCACUAUGUAUUGAGAUUUAGAUGGUGGUUGGAGGUAGUCAACAGGAAACCCUGGACCCGGGUUUCGUGCUACUUGGCACUCGUCAACAAGGUGUACCUGUAAUCUCGAGGGAACCGAUGCUUCCUGGCGGAUUCGAUCUCGUGUCACCCAGCUUCACAGUCAGAGACGUUACCACUGAGCUAUCCGAGCCGUGCUCUCCCUCGUUCCUAAACAGUUAUUCAAUUAUUCACCCGGUGAAUUACAACGAUUAACAAUUGCGGCUGUAUGUUUUUAUCAACCAGAUAUGAUAUUUAUGGAUGAAUCUACAAGUCAAUUAAGUGUAACUGAUGAAGCACAAGCCUAUUUAAGUCUUUCUAAAAGA
Molecule: messenger RNA, 2645 nt
Organism: Schistosoma curassoni
Lineage: Eukaryota; Metazoa; Platyhelminthes; Trematoda; Strigeidida; Schistosomatidae
Source: the annotation of a GenBank genome assembly